AUGCCCACGGAGACGCUCCAGACAGGUAGCAUGGUGAAGCCGGUCAGCCCCGCGGGCACCUUCACCUCGGCAGUGCCCCUGCGCAUCCUCAACAAAGGCCCCGACUACUUCCGCAGGCAGGCCGAGCCCAACCCCAAGAGACUCAGCGCCGUGGAGAGGCUGGAGGCCGACAAGGCCAAGUACGUCAAGAGCCAGGAGGUCAUCAACGCCAAGCAGGAGCCCGUGAAGCCGGCCGUGCUGGCCAAGCCGCCCGUGUGCCCCGCCGCCAAGCGCGCCCUGGGCAGCCCGACGCUCCGCGUGUUCGGCGGCCACGCCAAGACCGAGAGCGGCGUGCAGAGGGAGACCCUGAAGCUCGAGAUCCUGAAGAACAUCAUCAACAGCUCGGAGGGCUCCAGCUCGGGCUCGGGGCACAAGCACAGCGCCCGGAACUGGCCGCCCCACCGGCCGGACUCCGCCGACCUGCAGCGGCACUCGUUCGCCGAGUCCCUGAAGGUGUACCCCACGCAGGGCCGCGGCAGCCCGCAGGAGGGCGGCUCCCACGGGGGCCGGCGGCUGCUGGAGCCGGCGGCCGAGUCCUUCCUCCACGUCUCGCACAGCUCCUCGGACAUCCGCAGGGUGACCAGCGCGAAGCCCUUGAAAGCGAUCCCCUGCAGCAGCUCCGCGCCCCCCCUGCCUCCCAAGCCUAAGGUCGCGGCCGCGGCCACCGCGAAGUCCCCCGAGGCCGACGCGGUGGAACCGGCCUGCGGCGUCAGCCGGAGGCCCUCGCUCCAGCGGUCCAAGUCGGACUUGAGCGACCGGUAUUUCCGGGUGGACGCGGACGUGGAGAGGUUCUUCAACUACUGCGGACUGGACCCCGAGGAGCUGGAGAACCUCGGCAUGGAAAACUUUGCCCGGGCCAACUCCGACAUCAUAUCCCUCAACUUCCGCAGCGCAAGCAUGAUCAGCUCAGACUGCGAACAGUCUCAGGACAGUAAUAGUGACCUUAGGAAUGACGACAGUGCCAAUGACCGGGUGCCAUACGGCAUCUCUGCCAUCGAAAGAAACGCGAGGAUCAUCAAGUGGUUGUAUAGCAUCAAACAAGCCAGAGAGUCACAGAAGGUCUCCCACGUGUGA
Molecule: messenger RNA, 1113 nt
Organism: Puma concolor (puma)
Lineage: Eukaryota; Metazoa; Chordata; Mammalia; Carnivora; Felidae
Source: RefSeq, a predicted model, not a curated record